CGCGCCGAAACGAGCACGUCAGUCCGCGCGCGCGGGCCAUGGUCGCGAGAACCGAUGAGAGCAUGUUCGGGUGCUAUGGUGACAGCUACUCGUACCGCCUGUGGAGCCUGGCCAACGUGUGGGGCGCCUGCCGAUGUGAGUAGCGCACCGACACGGCCCUCGGAGCACGUGUCCCUGCACCGUCGAAGCUAGGACUUUUACCGCUGACGUCAGCGGAGGCUGUGAAAUCUCGGUGAAGUACGAUACGACGUAGAUGCGAUACCGGCGCGCGAAGUGCUAACCGCGGUAGAUAGCCCGUGAUCGUGCCCGCGCACAGUGUGCUCGCGGUGUGCAACAGACGUGUAGCUCGAUGAAAGUGCACAGCUCGCUUAUGGGAGUUGGCGGUUGGUACGAAAGCUUGGCGGCCGGUUGGCUUGCGGACAUGAGGAGUAAGCAAGUGCCCACCUCCACCACCUCGGCCAGGCGGCUCGCGGCCUUGAUCCGUCCGCUGGCCGGCGGCGGGUCGGAGGGCAAGCCAUCUGAGGAGGAGGAGGAGCGGGGCGGGUCCCCGCUGGGCCCCGGCGGGCCCUUCACGUGCAGCCAGUGCCGCGGCGCGUACCCCACGCGCGAGCAGCUCGAGCGACACGAGACCCUGCACUCGCCCAACACACAGGUGGAUACACUCAAAUAUUCGUGCAAGAUAUGCCACAAGAGCUUCGCGAACGUAUACCGACUGCAGCGGCAUAUGAUCAGUCACGACGAGAGCGCCACGCUGCGGAAAUUCAAAUGCAACGACUGCGACAAGGCGUUUAAGUUCAAACAUCAUCUGAAGGAACACCUGCGGAUACAUAGCGGCGAGAAACCCUUCGAAUGCGCCAACUGUGGUAAAAAAUUCUCCCAUUCGGGCUCCUAUUCGAGCCAUAUGACCUCCAAGAAAUGUCUCGUCAUGAAUCUAAAAAUGGGACGAAUCAAACCAAACAACCCAGCCCUCAACCCAGAAAGAAGUCCUUCGAGAAAGCGAGCUAAUGCCAUGGUCGCAUCUCAACUUAACAACAACAUACAACCAAACGGGAGCUCGUUUUUGCCUAUUUUACCUAAGUAUAACGAGGCAGCAGCCGCUUUCUUCGCUUCUAUGUCGUCACAAGAGAAUAACUUCCAUCGGGCGCCGCUCGGCCAACCUGGCAUCAACCCUUUCUACAUGCCACCUGGGAUGCCUUUGAGUCCUGCUAGUGGAAUUACACCUUAUAGUUUUCCUACUUCUCUUAGUCAACUUUUCGAACAAUUGGCAUCAUCUCAGUAUCAACAAAGGAAGAUAGAGAUGGAGAACCCAAUUAGCCCAAAGCACGUGAACACUCCCGUAGAUCCAGAAGAUAUGAUCGAAGAAGUCACAGAAGAAGACGACAAACGCUCAGAAGGGAGUGCAGAACUCGUAAUGGACAUCGAGGAUGAUGAAGCUUUAUCUAUAAAGAAGGAGCAAGAAGACCGAGAGAAUGAAUUAAGAUCACCCUCCCGUAAUUUCAAUUCCGUCCCUUUAAAUAACAACGGCCAUCAAGUUAAUAAUAAUAAUUCUGGCUUUAACACGAUAUUAGACUCUGUUAAUGCAUCAGUGACCAAACAUUUCUUUAGGGCAAACAUAGAAAAGCUUUCCCCUGUGUCCGGAAAUAUAUGCCCUAGUAUAGAAUCGCCACCGACACCUCACAUAAUUGUUAAGGAAGAGCCCGAAGAUAACCAUAGGUGUAUGAAAUGUAACGAAACAUUCAGUAAUAAAAGUGACUUACUGGACCACGAGAAAGUAGUAUGUGGAGGUUUAUUUAGAAAACACGAAGGUUUGGCAGCUCAAGUAGCCGAAACGGUAGCAUUGAACAGAUUAGAAGCAGAAGCUCGUGCCUCUAUACAAAGCGGAGUGAGUGCAAGUGAAGACGAAGAUUUUAUAAGAGAAGAUCGCGAUGAUAAAAUAUCUAUACAUGAUAACGAUAGAAAAAUAAGAGUCCGUACUGCACUGAGUGAAGAGCAACAAGCAGUCUUGAAAGAACAUUACGCAGUAAACCCGAGACCAAACAGAGAAGAAUUUAAAAAAAUCGCUCAGCAAAUUGGACUAGACAACAGAGUAGUACAAGUGUGGUUUCAAAACAAUAGAGCUAGAGUGCGGCGGAUGACACAAACUUUGGCCAUGUCUGACCAGCCACUCGACUUGUCUACUAAGAAGUCGAAUCCGUCGGUGACGUCGAGUCCGUCGCCGUCGCCGCCUUGUAGCAUUUCUGUUACACAUUCCGACACGGAGGAAGCGGUGAACCUCAGUCAAAAAUCAUCGCGCAGUACGACUCCACACCGUACCAACUAUUUGAACACUUAUCCACAUUCCAAUUGCUCCUCUUCUUCUCUCACUGACUUUAGACUAUCUCCAUCGCCUGGAGAAACUAUGAAUGCUCAAAAAAGAGAAAGAUUAUUACUACGUAAUAUAGCAGUUACACCGAUGAUGCCUAUGGACAAAUUUAUUCAAUAUAAUGAUAUGGCAAACGGUCGAUCGCCUCUGCUCAAUAUGCAGAUGCCAACUGACAUCAGUCGAGCGUCGAGUCCGUCGUACGAGCGGCCGUCCUGGGCAGACGAGUCUCAUCCCGCAAACGAUUUCGAAGACGAUGCGACUGUACUUAAGAAAAGUAAACUGAAGCAGGGUGCUGAAUAUAAGGAGGGAGAAGGCCAGUUCGUCUGUGAUCAGUGCGACAAAACUUUUGUCAAACAAAGUUCCCUCGCACGACACAAAUACGAACAUUCAGGACAACGUCCCUAUAAAUGUUUGGAGUGUCCGAAGGCAUUCAAGCAUAAACACCACUUGACCGAACACAAGCGGCUGCACACCGGCGAGAAGCCGUUCCAGUGCUGCAAGUGCUUCAAGAAAUUCUCCCACUCGGGCUCGUACAGCCAGCACAUGAACCACAGAUUCGCAAUAUGCAAGCCUUACAGAGACUAGGCGGCGUGGGACAGUGCCAAGUGGCCAUCGUCACCCAACUGCGCAUUAUCGAAAUCACGCAUGCAAUGCCUGUUUCGUGCCGUAAACUUCACGUUAUCAACACAGUCGGUGAAUACCUAACACUCGAAUGAAUGACGGUGACGAGCUCGAUCCCAGCCGGCUACUCCUGUUGAUAACGGCUUUACCUCAUAGAGUGUUGUUAAUGAACGAAUAAAUACGAGCUGCCGCAUAAUAAUACUCAUAAUAAUAAAGUAUUCGUUGCCCGGUAUUUUCGUUUCCAAGUUAAUUAAGGCCAUUGCUCAAUGCCAUUUAUUAUAUGUAAGAGAGAACGUAAUUUUGAUUCCCUAUUUAUGAUAUUUGUAUAGUGCCAAAUGAUACCAAAAACAAGUGCCAAUGCCAUUAUUUUAAUAUUUAAAUUUAAUUAAGUUUCGCGUACUCAAUCCCAAAGGCCGGUACCUGUAGCAUAAUACUCAUUGCAAAUAGAUUUUAUAGAUAUUCUUUUUGUAUAGUGUCCACGUAAUAAUUAAGGUGAUAAGAUCGGCGCCGUUGUGAACUGCAGUUAAUUUUUUAUUUGCUUCAUGAAUCGACUGCAUGUGCAACAGUCAAUGCAAGUUGAGUCUUGUUACGUUUAUACUCGUAGUGUACUCGUCACCAAGUGGACUGAUUGACAGCAGAGUCCACUGUACAUACAUACGUUCACUACAUUGUCCACCACACCACAGCGUCGACGCGAUUCCGUACUUAGUAGGUAGAAAGUAUUUAAUAUCAGGCGCCGCAUUGGUUACCAUAAUAAGUUUAACAAUAUCAAUGCGAGCUGCUAUUGCACGUAAGUUUUUUUGUUAUCACAAAUUAAGAGAUUUUACAUAAGAAAGCCGUCACAAAAUGUAUGUAAAGCGUCGCUGUGCAGCAUUUACUUUUCCAUAGAAGAAUGUUCGUACACUAUACAUAUACACAGUUGUUUGCAACGUUGAUUUUUACUAACAUGACAUUGUUCAUGCACGCCAAAUGCUUCCCAUUCUCUAUAAGCUUUACUUCUAAAACAGCAUCAGUAUUUUUUUUUUUUUUUUGUUAAUAGAUAUCUAUUUAUAAUGUAAUCGUCGAAUUCAUGUCAUUAAUGUCAACAAUAUUUUCCACGAAACAAGUGUCGCUUAACAAAACAUUCAGGCAGGUUCCUGAGGGCGAGACAGAGGUUCCAAGUUUUUAGAUUUUCUUUAAAUUCUAUCAUGUGUUGUUGAGACAUUUAAUAUUUGAUACGCCAGGCCCCGUCCGCGGGCCUGCACUAAGCUUGUCGUAUUCUAAUUGUAAGUGUUUAGCUAGUUACAAUCUUACUUAAGUUGAAAGCAUUCCAUAUUACUCCUAUGGGAUCUCGGAUGUGUUUAAAACUUUUGCGGUUAGUCCAAAGAUUAUAUUGAUAUAAGUUGUAUAUAGUGUAAUUGUAAAUAGCGUACGGUAUUAUGUGUAAAUAUGAUUAGAUCGUUAUAAUUAUUAUGUAACACACAAUGCAUAGUGUAUGAAGCAGUUACACGACGAAUAUGUGACAAUAAUGUGCAUCUUGUUUACCGAACACUGUAACGAUAAGAGGUUCUACUAUAUAUGUAUUAUAUACCUGUGUGUAGUCCUAAAGUUCAAUGAGCGUUGUUUAUAUUUAUAUCCUUGUAAUUUGUCCUUUCUAAUGUGCAAAUUUAUUAAUAGAAAAUUUUAUUCGUCUUUAGGGAGUGCAGUUUAAAAUAAUUAACCUAGGGGUACCUAUUACAUGUCCUACAAUUAAUAUGUACUUAAUUUGUAUUUGUCACUCUAAUAGAAUAUAUAACAGCUUUUAUAUUAAAAAAAAAAUACGCCAAAUCACCGCUCAUAACAUAUAGGUACCUGCAUACUCCAUUGUCUAUUGGUGGCGGGCGCAGGUUGCCCCCGCCGCACGCUCGUACGUAACACUUCAUCAAAUUCAUUUUUACAGUAUAUAUGUUAGAACACAAAGUUCCUAAGCGAAAAUACAUUAAGAGAUAUCUAAUUAUUUCUAUAUUUUGUAAUUAUAAGUAGAUAAAAUUAAUUUUUAAAGGUUUCUAAUCAACGAAUUACACAUAACUUAUUGAAAAACAGUAUGUACCUAUGUGAUUUUCAUAAUAAUUAUACCAUAGUAGAGUCUAUGAGCGUGCAUUAUUUAAGUGCGGUUCACUCAGUACAAGUACAUAGCUAUGCCUACUUACUAGGCGUAAUCUACAUAAGAAAACUUAUACACUCAGAUCUACAGGCAUGUAGACUUCAUACGGACCAUCUAGACAAGUUGCAAACGUAUCUAGUUAUGUAUUGUAGACACGUUUACGUUAUUGCACAUAUGUGAUAGCAUGGGACAGCACUGUCCGGUCUCUCGUGCCAUCGCAUGUCUGGGGUAGUGUAAACGUGUCUACAAAGAAACGCUCGCCACUUGUACAGAGAGAGGACUUUAGGUAUGAGCAUGUAUCAAACAGUAUUGUGUCUGCGCCCAAAUGGCCGGAUGCCUAAUAUUCGGAUAAUAACCACAUCCCCCUCGUCAUAUAGCUGUACGACAAUUUAAAUUGGAUUAAUCGUCCUGUUGGAACUAUUAAAUAUUUUAUAAUUAUUAUUUUAAUAUAAGUGACUUCCAAAUGGUCAUCGGUGGGCUAGAUAAACCAAAGAUUACUUACUUUGCGACGUGAUGCGGACCACUGUAAUAUAUAAAUAUCCCAUCACAUGUACUAGUUAGUUUAGUUGUAAUUAUGUGCCAAAAUAUAUAAUUAUUAAGGCUUCAAAGAGUUUUAUAACAAAGUGAAAUUUUAUUUUUUACAUAAAAUGGCAUUAUGUACUAUGGCAAUGUUUAGUUACUUGUGCAAUAUGCAUAUUGCGGAAAAGUAUUUCUUCCUUUUGUAUCGUUUAUAUUAUAUGACUAUUUAUAGUUUUAGCGGUAGCGGUAAGCCAAUGUGAAUUCCUAUUGCCAUAAUGUGUUUGUUGUAUUUUGUGAUGUGAGUGCGCCCGCGCGUCCCCCGCCGCGCCGCCGGCCCCGUGUCCCCGGGCCCCCGUGUCCCCGGAACCCCGUGUCCCCGGGCCCCGGUCCCACGGGCGACCCGUGCCCACGGCACGCGGCGCGGCGCGAGGGCGGGCGGGCGGCACUCACCAUCCCACGCGAGGUUCACGGACAUUUGUUAAAAUAAGUAAGUACUCUAGAUUGUUAAACUUACCCAUAGAUUAACAUGUGUUAAAAUAUUGCCUAUAUAAAUUAUAGUAAUUCAUUUUACUUGAUAUUAUUAUAAUGUAUAUUGAAUUUAUGAAUAUUAAAAAUAUAUAUUGACAUUUCAAUGCAA
Messenger RNA from Galleria mellonella (greater wax moth), 6261 nucleotides. It is a transcript of the gene zfh1, whose product is annotated as zinc finger protein 1. Gene Ontology annotation, molecular function: RNA polymerase II cis-regulatory region sequence-specific DNA binding; DNA-binding transcription factor activity, RNA polymerase II-specific. Lineage: Eukaryota; Metazoa; Arthropoda; Insecta; Lepidoptera; Pyralidae. The transcript is spliced from 4 exons. The record is from RefSeq and is a predicted model, not a curated record. Gene Ontology annotation, biological process: regulation of transcription by RNA polymerase II; anatomical structure development. Bases 350 to 2947 code for a protein of 865 amino acids.